AGGAAGGAAGCCUUUGGCAACACAAUCGCGGCAAAAUCGGUUCAAAAUUUUAGCUUGCGAGCUAUAGUUAGCCACUACAUGCACCUUCGUAUUGUCUAGUUACAUUUAGGCGUUUGCAAUCAUGGACGACUCAUUAUUGUUUCGUAUGAGUGCGUUUUCCGAGCAAGGAGGGAGAAAAUACAUGGAGGAUGUUAUCGAGAUAAGAAUCGAGUACGAGCCUACCGCGUCGGCAGACGAAGAUUACCAAAAGUCGCAGAGAUAUGGAGGACUGGAAAAAGCGGAGAGUGAACCUACGGAACAGACUGUAAACAAGAAACAUGGGUAUAAUGAAUCCGGUCCUGCUACUGCUGUGUGGGUAGAGAGUUUAUCAGAUGAAGAAAAGGGCAGCAUCAGCGCCCAAACAGACGGGGAGCAGGUAGUUGACACACGAAAGUCUGUGGCGUUUUUCGCUGUUUUUGAUGGUCACGGCGGUCGAGAAGCAGCACAUUUUGCAAGUGAGCAUCUGUGGGAUUUAUUGAAAAGACAGCGAGGAUUUUGGUCAAAGAAUCACGGGGACGUGUGUGCUGCUCUACGGAAAGGCUUCAUCGCCUGUCACCAUGCAAUGUGGAAAGAGCUACCGGAGUGGCCCAAGACCAUCACUGGCCUGCCCAGUACAUCAGGCACCACAGCUAGUGUUGUUGUGAUUCGUGGAGUUCACAUGUACGUUGCUCAUGUCGGGGAUUCGGCAGUAGUAGUUGGAGUUAAAGAAAAUGACGCUGAUAUCACGCUCCAGGCGCUUGAAAUAACACAAGACCACAAACCUGAACUUCCUAAAGAAAAAGAAAGGAUCGAACGACUGGGAGGCAGUGUUAUGAAGAAAUCUGGGGUGAAUCGUGUGGUGUGGAAGAGACCCAGGCUGACACAUAAUGGCCCUGUAAGGAGGAGUACUAUUAUAGACCAGAUUCCGUUCCUUGCUGUAGCACGAUCCCUCGGUGAUCUGUGGAGCUAUGAUUUCUACAGUGGAGAAUUUGUGGUUUCUCCAGAACCUGAUACCACAGUGAUGACCCUCGAUCCUAAACGGCAUCGCUAUAUCAUUCUUGGCAGUGAUGGACUCUGGAACAUGAUGCCACCCAAGAAUGCUGUUAAUAUGUGUUAUAGCCAUGAUAAAAUGGUGGGACCAAAGGGAAUGUCUUGUGCCCGGAGGCUGGGAUGCACAGCACUACUGUUUUGGAAGGAGCGCAUGCUCCGUGCAGACAACACAACAGUCAUCGUGCUGGCGCUGCAGGAGCGUGGAGGACCACCCAUCCCUAUGCACCGAGAUGAAAUUGUUGUUGACAUGGCAACUGGAAUUGACCAAAUUCCAUACCCCGGAACUCCUUAUAACACAUGUGAAGUCCAGAAGCCGAGUGAUCCACUUGAUGCUCCCUCCCCAUUCAAAGACAGUUCCAGGACCCUGGAGCAGGCAUUUGGGCUGUAUGAAGCAACGUUUUGUGCCACCACGCAACUCUUACCUGAUGCUGAGACUGUGAGGACCACUCUGCCCCCCUCAGAUGGUUCAGUGAAUGUUUUCGAAAAGCAAGACCCAACCACCCAGAUGGACUGUGCUACUUCUGCUGCUCCAUUAAAAAGGUCCCGUCGUUCCUCUCACAGGCCCCAUGAACUCAAAGGUCCAUAUUGUCGGCUCGGUCAACCCCCAAGCAAAAGUUUGUCUCAGAAGACGCUUUGCAGCAAAACAGAGAGCGAACAACCGCUUCAGUCUCAUGAUGAAAAUACGGGAACAAGCUCCUCUGAGGAAGAUGGAAUUCUACCACAGCGCCACAGUUCUGCCCUGUGUGUGUGCUGAAUCUCAUUUGGUUCUCAACACCGUAAUAAUAAUAAUAAUCUGCCCGUGUCAGUUUUGCUUUUGUUUCCGGUGUGUCACAAACCUGUAAGGUGUAUGCUUUUUAUACGAAGUUGUGUUUUCUGUAAAUAUCUGAGAAGUGGGGAUUGUAAAUGUAUUGCCGUUUUGCCCUUCUUUUACUCCAUCUUUAAAUAUUAGUGUUGGAAAUGUAAAAUCUUUAAACCUGCCCAGUCUAUUCUAUUUUGAUAUUUUCAAGUAUGUACAGUACAUCCAAAGGCAUAUUUUUAAGCAGACACAUCACUGUUAUCUGACAUAACUUUAUUUCAGUUUAAUUGGGACCUGGAUGAUUUUCCACUUGUAUCAAAUGAACAAUCUAUUUUAGAUUAAUUUUACUUAAUGGGUGAUUUGACAACCCAGCUUCCCUUUGGCAUGGGUUGUUUAAAUCCUUGGAUUAGAUAUGAUCCCUUGCGAUUUUUUAUUGUGGAGCUUACACUGCUCAGACGACCCUUGGCAGUGCUGUAGGCUGUAAGCCUGGAGGUGAGGUGAUUAUGCGGGUACUGAAAUUGAAUCUAUGUAGUUUUAUGUCUAAUUAUGAUCCAUCAAGAUAAUUAUUGUUAUCAAUGAAAUGAUGGAUCAUUUGUUAUAAGAAGAGUACAUCCAAAUCAGAAAAAGAAGCAUCAUACAUCAUUUUGUGCUAUCAAUCCAUCAAAACAGAUGUUUAUUUUGGGUGACCUUUUUCCUCUUUUCUGUAUUUUUACUUAUACUUUUAUACUGUGCCAUUCCAAGCGCCUUCAUUUAGUUAGUUUUCAUCAGGUCAAUGAAAUGUCAGUUUUGAUAUUCCAAAACCGUGGACCUCAUUAGAAAUACAAUUGCUGAGAAGUUGGUUUCAAGAAUGGAUGUUAUUAGCUUUAUCUGGUAAAAUCAGUUCAUGUUCACAAUGCACUACACAACUUUAGCACGUCUUCCUUUGUUGCUGUUUCUUUUGUGGCUUUUGCAUCCAUUACCUGUGCUUUAAUCUGCACAGAAAACACUUUAUUGUAUGUAAGUGCCAUUGUUGUGAAAUUAAUCAAAGUUCUAACUUGUGUUAAUAUGGCAGCUCAGUUUUUGCAGUGGCCAUUUUUUUUUUUUUUUUUUUUGUCAUAUCUUUUACAUAAAAAAUGUUAUAAUUUCCUUAGCCCACCUGAGUCGGAGGUACAUUUAAUGUGUAUUUAUAAUUGGGACCUGAAAAGAUGAUAAUUAGUUAUAUCUACAUAUAUAUGGCUGCAUCCCAGCCUCAACCAUUUAGCAUGCACCUUCUGUUACGUCAUGCUAACUGUUUUAUUGCUGCAAACUGAACCUGCCCCAUGUGCUUAGUGUUCUUAAUUUAUUUAGAGAAGUUUUUGUAUAGUCCGUCAAUAUGCAAUAGAAGUUUGUACAGUAUAUUAUUAUGCAAAAUAUCUGGGUUUUUCAGAACUCCGGCAUGCUCAGAUCUACUCUAUUUUGUGAAUUGUCCCCAGGUAAUGGAUGUUAUUGGGCAUGUGGUGUGUUUUGACAGUAAAAUACCUUGGUCUGACUUUAUAUCCACUGCAGCCAAUUUUCAUGGCUUACUGUGUAAGUAACAUACUUUGAAAAGUGACAGGAUAUAUAAUGUCUGUGUUGUAAUAAAGU
Molecule: messenger RNA, 3466 nt
Organism: Melanotaenia boesemani (Boeseman's rainbowfish)
Lineage: Eukaryota; Metazoa; Chordata; Actinopteri; Atheriniformes; Melanotaeniidae
Gene: ppm1db
Product: protein phosphatase, Mg2+/Mn2+ dependent, 1Db
Exons: 6
Coding region: 122-1822 (566 amino acids)
Biological process (GO): protein dephosphorylation
Cellular component (GO): nucleus; cytosol
Molecular function (GO): mitogen-activated protein kinase binding; cation binding; protein serine/threonine phosphatase activity
Source: RefSeq, a predicted model, not a curated record